This is a messenger RNA of Dryobates pubescens (Downy woodpecker), 2555 nucleotides long. It is a transcript of the gene SLC25A19, whose product is annotated as solute carrier family 25 member 19. The transcript is spliced from 7 exons. Gene Ontology annotation, cellular component: mitochondrial inner membrane. The record is from RefSeq and is a predicted model, not a curated record. NCBI's taxonomy places the organism in Eukaryota, Metazoa, Chordata, Aves, Piciformes, Picidae. Gene Ontology annotation, biological process: thiamine pyrophosphate transmembrane transport. The coding region runs from base 72 to 1040 and encodes 322 amino acids. Gene Ontology annotation, molecular function: thiamine transmembrane transporter activity.
CGGGUGAGGCAGCGCGGCGGGGCCCGCGGCGGGGAAGCGGCAGCCUCCGGCUGCGGGGACACCAGGCAGGCAUGGUUGGCUAUGACCCUGAGGCCAGGUGCGUCUCCACGGUGGAAGCAGCUGUAGCAGGAUCAGCAUCUGGCUUAGUCACUCGGGUCCUUGUCAGUCCCUUGGAUGUCAUCAAGAUCCGCUUUCAGCUGCAGAUUGAGCAGCUUUCCUCCAGAAACCCAGGGGCUAAGUAUCAUGGCAUCUUGCAAGCUGUACAACGCAUCUUCCAGGAAGAGGGGUUGGUAGCCUUCUGGAAGGGCCAUGUUCCUGCUCAGUUCCUUUCAGUUGGCUAUGGAGCUGUUCAGUUCAUGGCGUUUGAGAGCCUGACCAAGCUGGUGCACAACAUCACCUCCUAUGACGCCCGCGGGUCCUUCGUGCACUUCGUCUGCGGGGGGCUGGCCGCCUGCACCGCCACCGUCACCGUUCAGCCUGUCGACACGCUGCGCACCCGCUUCGCUGCCCAGGGCGAGCCCAAGAUCUAUCACAACCUCCGCCAUGCAGUGCUGACCAUGUACCAGACAGAAGGGCCUCGGACUUUCUAUAGGGGUCUGACCCCCACAAUAGUUGCUGUCUUUCCAUAUGCUGGCUUCCAGUUCUCCUUCUACAACAUCCUGCAGCAGUUUUCUGAAUGGGUGCUUCCAGCUGAAGGAAAGAAUGGAGGCAACAUGAAAAAUCUCAUCUGUGGGAGCUGUGCUGGAAUCCUCAGCAAAACCCUCACCUACCCUUUCGAUGUCUUCAAAAAAAGACUGCAAGUGGGUGGCUUUGAGCAUGCCCGGGCAGCCUUUGGGCAGGUACGGACGUACAGGGGGCUCCUGGACUGCAUGAGGCAGAUCAUGAGAGAGGAGGGCCCAGGUGGGUUCUUUAAGGGCCUUUCACCCAGCUUGCUGAAGGCUGCUGUCUCUACUGGCCUGAUCUUCUUCUGGUAUGAGCUGUUCUGCAGCCUGCUGUGUGCCCUAAAGAGCAGCGAUAGAACUCCGAGGAAGGAAGGUUGACAGGCACGUGUACAUGGCUACUUGGCGUUCUCCUGGAGGAGCAGAAACUGGUGGCUUUGCCCUGUCACAGGCAUGCUGGAAACAUCAGAGCUCCACCAGCCUGUGGGAAGUCACCUCCUGGGACCAAGCAGGAGAGGGCAACUGCAGUUCUGCAAGAAGACACUGAGCUGCUUUGCUGGAAGUUGUUCGACUGAGCACUUUUGUCUCUGUCUCCCCCAGUAUCAGCACACACAUUUGGUGGGGAGCAGGAGAACCAAGCAGACACUACCUAUCAGAGCCUGAGCUCUCACAAGGCACCUGCUCAAGUGGGUGAAUUCCUGCAGUUGCCUGGCUCAUGGCCUGGCUAGUGUUGCUUACCCAACAUGAAGCCACUUUGUGUCGCUGCAUCCGCACAGAUUUCUUUCCUUGCUCUGCGGCCUGCUGCUUGCAGCACAUUUUUCCCUCAGUGUUGCACAGGUAGCUCUGUCCUGCUGUUGUGAAGUCAGUUACACCUCCUUAAUGUGCACAGCUCCUCAUUCUGCCUUCUCUUUGCUGCCAGCUGCUGCUUCCUGAUUAACACUUGCUGGCUGCAUGUCCUCAGCCACCUUAAACACAGAAUCUAGUGGCUCAUGCUGUCCCAAACUUUCUCUUUCAUCAACUCUGGUGAGCUUGAUUGUAUCCCAAGUGCCCACUUGUCUUCCUUUGUGUUUUGCCAUACAUUUCUUGGGGUCCUGCAUUGCUUCAGUCACCCUUUUUCCAAGCAGACCUGAAGACUGGGAACCCCUCUUCAAGGGGAUUCAAUGCACAAGCCCAAUUCUUACUUCAGGGUUCUUUGCUUCAAUGCAGUGAGUAAACAAAAGCUUUACAGAGUCUUAGAAAUAUUUAGUCUAAGUUGGGAGAAUGAAGGAAAAAUCCUGUGGAAACUACUAAAUGUCUUUUGUUGUUGUUGUUUAGUAGCACCUUUGCAUGUUUCUAGAAAGUAUUCCUGCAGUGGCCUCAAAACACUUCUGAUCUUCAGUCCUGCAGUGGUGGUAAGCGAUGAAAACCUUUUGACUAGAUUUAAGCGAGAGGACUGAACACCCGGUGGGAUCUGGUCGGUGUGACAUGGUGUUUGAGAAGGAAAAGAUGAUUGAGUUAGAGCUAGAGAAGUGUUUUUCUGCAGUUUCAAAGGGCUUGUGAGUGGUUAAAGCCCCAGGAAAACAGCUCUGAUUUACGUAACAGGGGAAAAGAGGAAAAUUACUUUCUUCCUCCUUUUUUAUUCUCUGUUUUUUCAAGCGGAGCAGGGUGUGGUGGGAGCAGUGUGUGGAAGGCAGACAUCGAGGGAGAGGCACUGUGAUACAAAAGCAUGUUAGUCAUCUGGCCAGUGGUGGAUAGGGCAGAGCACAGCAGUUAUUCAGAGCAUGCUUUGACAGCUGUUCUCUUAGCACAGAGCUUUUGGUGGCCCUUUUGCAGCAUUCAGGGUGUUAAGCCCAAAAGGUCUGGCCAGGCUCCACGAUGACCAAUUCCAUUCUGUUGAUGCGACUUCUCCUGGGGAUU